CCUUAUUCAACAUUAACCUUUCCUUGUGCUCUGAUCUGUUCUGUUAGGAGUAGCAGAUGGCGAAGCUUCCUUCAGUGUUCUCUUUGAGGCACUGUUUGGUGUUAUCUCUCGCCUUGAACGUGAGCUUGAUACUGAGAAUGAUGUAUGAAAGUGAAGAAAGGCACAACAACUCGUGUUUGGAAACACAAAGAGGAACCUCGAUUGCAAUUAGUUCUAACACGGAGGGGCACAAUAUCCACAAAUCACGCGUUGUUAUAUCACCCACUUUGUCUUUGCCCAAUUCUACUUGCACGGAUCAAACAGGAGCCACCAAUAGAGUCAUCAACCUCGACCAUGGAGACCCGACAGUGUACGAGAGAUUUUGGAGACAAAUGGGUGACAAGAGCACGAUCAUAAUCCCGGGAUGGCAAUCGAUGAGUUAUUUUUCUGAUGUAACCAACAUUUGCUGGUUCUUGGAGGCAGAGUUUGCUAGGGAAGUGGUGAGGUUGCACAGAGUGGUGGGCAAUGCAGUGACAGAAGGGCGUCACAUUGUUGUUGGGACAGGUUCCUCUCAGCUCUUUCUUGCUGCUCUCUAUGCUCUGUCCCCGCGUGAUGCACCUGAACCAAUCAGUGUCGUCUGUGCUUCACCCUAUUACUCGUCAUACCCAUCAAUGACAGAUCACCUGAAAUCAGGCCUAUACAGAUGGGCUGGGGAUGCAGAAAGUUUUGAGAAAGAUGGCCCCUACAUUGAGUUGGUAACGUCUCCUAAUAAUCCUGAUGGACAUGUAAGACGGUCAAAAGUCAACCGAAGCCAAGGAUUUUUGGUUCAUGACCUUGCCUAUUACUGGCCUCAGUACACUCCAAUAUCAUCACCUGCAGACCAUGAUCUAACUCUUUUCACUGUCUCCAAAAGCACUGGCCAUGCAGGAAUGCGCAUAGGGUGGGCUCUUGUAAAAGACCAAGAGGUAGCAAAGAAAAUGACUAAAUUCAUUGAGCUCAACACAAUAGGAGUGUCUAAGGAUUCUCAACUCAGAGCAGCUAAGGUUUUAAGGGCAGUUUCUGAUAGCUGGGAACAAGGAAACUCCCAAGAGGGUGAGUCAUUCUUCAAGUUCAGCCACAAGCUCAUGGCAAACAGGUGGAAGCAACUGAGACUUGUGAUUGACCGUAGUGGAUUGUUCAGUUUGCCCAAAUUUUCACCUGCAUUUUGCACCUUUUUCAAUCAGGUGUUAGAGCCCCAACCAGCAUUUGUAUGGUUAAAAUGUGAGGGAAAGGUGGAAGACUGCGAAAGCUUCCUACGAGCACACAACAUCUUAACGAGAAGUGGAACGCACUUUGGAGUUAGCCCAAAAUAUGUAAGAAUUAGCCUGUUGGAUACUGACGAAAAUUUUAACCAGCUUCUAGAUAGACUCUCCGUCAUACAGUCGCUAUAG
Abrus precatorius (Indian licorice) is the source of this 1409-nucleotide messenger RNA. RefSeq names its product tryptophan aminotransferase-related protein 2-like. The transcript has 5 exons. Gene Ontology annotation, molecular function: transaminase activity; carbon-sulfur lyase activity. Bases 57 to 1409 code for a protein of 450 amino acids. NCBI's taxonomy places the organism in Eukaryota, Viridiplantae, Streptophyta, Magnoliopsida, Fabales, Fabaceae. Gene Ontology annotation, biological process: amino acid metabolic process. The record is from RefSeq and is a predicted model, not a curated record.